Molecule: messenger RNA, 2101 nt
Organism: Alnus glutinosa
Lineage: Eukaryota; Viridiplantae; Streptophyta; Magnoliopsida; Fagales; Betulaceae
Product: amino-acid permease BAT1 homolog
Exons: 9
Coding region: 186-2030 (614 amino acids)
Biological process (GO): gamma-aminobutyric acid transport; transmembrane transport
Cellular component (GO): membrane
Molecular function (GO): gamma-aminobutyric acid transmembrane transporter activity; L-lysine transmembrane transporter activity; L-alanine transmembrane transporter activity
Source: RefSeq, a predicted model, not a curated record
AUAAGUAAAAAUACUGGAAGCUAGCAACUUGUCAAAGCUCUCCCACUCUUUGAAAUCUUUAUUACAGUAUAGAUUGACUGUUAGAUUGCAAGUUUUUUUUUUUGUUUGGCAACAAAUUAUUUCUUUACAGGUAGCUAUAAGAAAUCAAGAAUCAGAUUGCCGGCCCAGGGUUAUUGUGAGGCAAAAUGGAAGCAACCGGAAUUCGAAUUGCUGAACAGGGAGGCCCCUAUCACCCUCUUGGGGAAGGAGACGCCAUUGCUUCCGAUGAUGUGCGCCUGAAGCAGCUCGGUUACAAGCAAGAACUCAGCCGGGGCCUCUCGGCAAUAGCAAACUUCUCGGUGACUUUCUCCAUAAUAUCGGUGAUCACCGGUCUGACCACGACGUACAGUACGGGUCUCACAUACGGUGGGCCCCUUACCAUGGUUUAUGGAUGGCCAGUGGUGGGCAUGUUCACUCUCAUAGUGGGCCUAUCGAUGGCUGAGAUUUGCUCUGCUUUUCCAACUUCUGGUGGGCUCUACUUUUGGAGUGCCAUGCUCUGCGGGAACGACUGGGCCCCUUUAGCUUCUUGGCUCACUGGUUGGGUGGUAUCGAACUUUGCGUUUUCAUUUUCAAUCAUUUCUGUGCUUACUGGUGUAACCACCCUUUACAACACUGGGCUAAACUAUGGUGGGCCAGUUUCUCUCACUUAUGGCUGGUUAAUAGCCGGUACUUUCACCAUGCUUGUUGGGUUGUCCAUGGCUGAGAUUUGUUCCUCUUAUCCUACCUCUGGUGGUCUCUACUAUUGGAGUGCCAAGCUUGCUGGCCCACGAUGGGCACCCUAUGCCUCAUGGAUGACUGGCUGGUUCAAUAUUGUUGGUCAGUGGGCUGUUACAACAAGUGUAGAUUUUUCGCUAGCGCAGCUGAUUCAAGUGAUGAUUUUACUUAGCACGGGUGGAAAAAAUGGAGGUGGAUACGAGGCGUCUAAAUAUGUUGUUAUAGGUUUCCACGGGGGAAUUUUACUCCUACAUGCAAUCAUAAACAGUCUUUCGAUCUCUUGGUUAUCUUUCUUUGGACAGUUAGCUGCUGUAUGGAACAUAAUAGGCGUCUUUGUUCUUAUGAUUCUCAUUCCCUCUGUUGCGAAGGAGAGAGCUAGUGCCAAGUUCGUUUUCACUCACUUCAACACCGAUAAUGGUGAUGGAAUCAACAAUAAAUUAUAUAUAUUUGUUCUGGGACUUCUAAUGAGCCAGUAUACCCUAACAGGGUAUGAUGCCUCUGCUCAUAUGACAGAGGAAACCAAGAGCGCAGAUAAGAAUGGACCAAGAGGAAUAAUCAGCUCCAUUGGGAUAUCUAUUAUUGUUGGAUGGGGUUACAUACUUGGCAUCACCUUUGCAGUAACUAACAUCUCAUACCUUUUAGAUGAAAACAACGAUGCUGGUGGUUAUGCCAUUGCUGAAAUAUUCUACCUAGCAUUUAAGAGUAGAUAUGGCAAUGGAGUUGGGGGGAUUAUUUGCUUGGGAGUGGUUGCUGUCGCCAUAUUUUUCUGUGGUAUGAGUUCAGUUACUAGCAACUCAAGGAUGGCUUAUGCAUUCUCUAGAGAUGGAGCCAUGCCAUUUUCAUCAGUUUGGCAUAAAGUAAACGGGCAGGAGGUCCCCAUAAAUGCAGUUUGGCUCUCUGCCUUUGUAUCAUUUUGCAUGGCACUGACGUCUCUUGGGAGCACAGUGGCAUUUGAGGCAAUGGUAUCCAUAGCAACUAUUGGACUGUACAUUGCUUAUGCCCUACCCAUCUUCUUCAGGGUGACUUUGGCACGCAAGUCGUUUAUCCCAGGACCUUUCAAUUUGGGCCGCUAUGGGGUCCUGAUUGGAUGGGUUGCUGUUCUUUGGGUGGUAACCAUCUCAGUCCUCUUCUCAUUGCCUGUAUCCUAUCCCAUCACCAAUCAGACACUCAACUAUACUCCUGUUGCAGUUGGCUGUUUGUUCAUUCUUACUGUUUCUUCUUGGAUAUUCAGUGCUCGUCACUGGUUUAGAGGUCCUAUAACCAACAUAAAUACCUGAUCCUGUAUAAUCAUUGAUCUUCAUUUCUGACAAACAUCAAUAGAAUAUGAUUUUUUUUUCUUUUUCUUUUU